ACGCAGGCGUUUGUUUUGGUUUCCAUAACGACCACAACAAAGAUGGCGUCGACGGCGUCGCGAGAGAAGCAUGUUUCCGCGGAGGUUUUGCGGGGACUCGCCCGGCAUUUAAACUCUCUCGGCGAAGACGACAAGUCGACGAGGAAGAGAGCCCUGGAGUCCAUCAAGAGGGAGACGGUGGAUAAAAAGCUCUCGGCUGUCGCCCUCCAGGAGCUUUUCUCAGCCCUCCUCAAGCCCCUCCUCAAGUGUCUGUCAGACCCGAUGGAAAGAUGCCGAGAAAUCGCUAUUUUGCUAAUAAGCGAGUUUAUUCGCUGCGUCCCCGAACCGCAGGAGUCGUUGCCUUAUCUCAUGCCGUGCUUGGCUCAGCGGUUCGGCGAUAAGGAGUUGCUUGAGCCGGCGGAGGAGCUUCGCUUGUCGGCGACGCGGAUGUUGAGUCUGACGGUGGAGGUGUGCGGAAAGCAGCUGGCGCCUUACCUGAACGAAAUGAUGAACAUUUUGCAGAGGACCGUGGUCGACCCUUUCCCCGAUGUCAAAAGAGAAAGCUGCAAAUGCACUGUGAACUUUGCUAAAUGCGUACCAGAGCACUUCCACAUGCAGGCUGAGAGUCUGGUGAAGCCUCUCAUGCAGACAAUCGCUCAUCAGCACUCCAAGGUGCGGGUGUCCGUCAUCGAAGCCACCGGCACGGUCAUUCAGUUCGGCACUGGGAAAAACGUGGACGACGUCCUCUCUCACCUGGCACAGAGGCUGUUUGACGACUCGCCGCAGGUGAGAAAAGCUGUGACCGUAGUCGUCGGUGAUUGGCUGCUCAACUUGCCGGACAGAUACUCUUAUUUCCACAAAGUCACUCCACUCUUGCUGAGCGGUCUUACCGAUGAGAUUCCCGAAAUAAGGCUUUUAGCGGCUGAUUUAUGGCGGCGGGUCGGCGCACAGUGGGAGAAGGAGAACGAGGACGACCUCAAGGACAAGAUGGACUUCCUCCUCACGCCGCCGCCCUUUUAUCCACCAGGAGUGGAGCGUCCAGGUCUGGGCUGUCGGGAGCUGGUGGUGAGGAAUCUGUACAGACUUGUGCCCGCCAUCAGCCACGACCUGACCGACUGGCUGGUUCCCACUCGGGUCAGAACCUCUCAGCUGCUGUCGGUGCUGCUGCUCCACGCAGAGGACCACAGCACACAGCACCUCCAGCCUCUCCUGGCCCUCCUCUACCGGGCCUGUACCGACUCUGAGAGGGAUGUGGUCCACAACUGCCUGGCCGCUGCUAAACAGUUGGGCACCUUCGUCCCACCUGAGGUCUUCCUCAAGCUGCUCCUGGAUCACGUCAACGCGCCCUCCUCCGCCUCCUACCCGUGGUCUGCCCUCAUGGUGCUGUGUGCCGUGCUGGGAGGAUGCCCCAAAGCUCUGCUGGUACCGCACCUGCGGCAGGUUGCCGACACACUGGCCCAGCCUGAAGUUUGCCAGGAAUAUCAUCAGGUUGCGUACUUGGAGCAGUUGCUAGCCUGCGUGGACGCGCUGCUGCGCCAGUGCGGUUCAGAGUGCGGCGCGGUCAGCCUGCAGCUGCUGCAGGUGCUGGUCACCGUCCAGAGCCUCUCCACGGAGCCUCACGUCAGCCAGAAGGCCCUGGAGAGCACACAGAUUUUGUGCGAGGUCCAGGGACUGGGCUCGGUGACGGAGCUCUACAGGCAACACGUGGCCCAACUGCUGGACUGGCAGUCUGCCUCUGUGGACUCCCUGUCCAUUUAUUCCCCGCAGCGACUCCAAAUACACAUCAUAGUGGUGCAAUCAGGUCCAGUUAUUGGAGAGUUCAUGAGCCAGUUGAUGCCCCUGCUGUGCAAGUGGCUCCAUCCCGGGCAAGACCAAGAGAUUAGGAUGAACAUCUUAACCAUGCUCGCCAAGUUGCUGCUGGACGCAGGCAACACGCUGGACUCCCAGGGAUUUUUUCGGGAUGGAUUUGAGAAUUUCCUGUCCGAGGUGAUUUUUCCGAACCUGUCGUGGCUGUCGGGCCGCUCUGCCGCCGCCCUGCGGACCGCCGCCCUCAGCUGUCUGCUGGCGCUGCUGCACGGAGGUGCCGUCACGCCCCAGCAGGUGCUGGCGAUGGAGUUGCCUCUGACCAGUGGACUGGCGCUGUGGAUGAAAGAAGAAUCUCCCAUGAGCCGACUGUUGGCCUGUCGCUCGCAGUCCGUCAUCCUCAAACUGGUGGGAUCCAGUCUGAGCGCGCAAACCCUCAACAGGAUCUACCCCAGUCUGCUGAGCCGUCUGGACGACAGCAGCGAGGACGUGCGGCGCGAGGCCCUGCAGGCUCUUGGCCUGUGGUUCUCCUGCCUGGGGAGCAACUACGACACGCAACUGUGCGCCUCGGACCUGCGCUUCGUCUUCCAGCAGCUCCUGCUGCACCUGGACGACGCCGACAGCUCCGUGCAGGACCGAGCGCUCGAAGUUCUGAUGGCGGGCAGCCGCGUCGUCCCGAAUCUUGUCAAGAAGGAAACGGAAGCCGUGAGGGCCAAACAUCGAUCGGUUCGAUACUGCGACCGAUUGCUGCAGCACAUCGACUCAAUCGGCCAACAGUCCGCUCACUAACCACAACGCAGUAGGAUUAUGAUUAUGAUGAUGAUUCAACAAGAAUUCAUUGAAGCCGCAGGUCUUGUUUGACUUUGCUCAUUUUUCAGCUUGUUGCUCAUCACUAGAGGCCAGUCUGGAUUUUUUUGUCUUUUUUUCUUUUUCCAAUAAGAAAGUUGCAAAGUAUCGAGAAUAAAGUCAUUUUGCAAUAAAGAUUUGUGACUUUUUGCGUAGUUUUGUCUUUUUAGCUUUUUUUUUUUUUUUCUUGCCAGAAAAUUCUAAUAAUGUUGGGGCUGCCUACACCAGCCACCGAUACUUCAGGGAAAAACAAAACAAAACUAACAUUGAGUAAGUCCUCCUCGCCAUUAGUUGGCGCUACACUGCAGCAUUUUGCCACAUCGGCGAAUCAUCACGUGCGUCUUUGUUCGCAAUGAUAUGUCAAUGUGUUAAUUGAAAUCAAAAGUACAACUGGUAUCGGUGAGUAGUCCAGCGUGAGUACUCAGACUGGCAUCGGUCUCACAAAAAAAAAAAGUGUUCUUCAACGUCCCUAUCCAUUACACAGUCGGCCCGUAUCACAAAAGUUAAGAUCUUUUACAAUUAAAAAGAAUCUGACUUUUUGUAGCUAUCCCUCCAUCUAUUGAUCCAUCUAUCUUCCAAUAUCGACGAUUCAUCGAUCUGUCUGUUGCCCCUUGAGGAACAUUGUGGUACUACACCAGCGACUCUUACUGAUAGCGUCGUCUGUUUUUAUUCCAAACUCCUGAGUGCACUUUGGAUAUGUGCCCACUGCUCCAGAGGUCAACUCUGUCCUUCUGUUAGUGGUUAAACAUUACACGCGUGGUGAUUA
Phyllopteryx taeniolatus (common seadragon) is the source of this 3394-nucleotide messenger RNA. Its product is annotated as dynein axonemal assembly factor 5-like. Bases 43 to 2571 code for a protein of 842 amino acids. Gene Ontology annotation, cellular component: cytoplasm. Gene Ontology annotation, biological process: cilium movement; inner dynein arm assembly; outer dynein arm assembly. The record is from RefSeq and is a predicted model, not a curated record. The transcript is spliced from 13 exons. Gene Ontology annotation, molecular function: dynein intermediate chain binding. NCBI's taxonomy places the organism in Eukaryota, Metazoa, Chordata, Actinopteri, Syngnathiformes, Syngnathidae.